Lepisosteus oculatus (spotted gar) is the source of this 3453-nucleotide messenger RNA. Its product is annotated as transcription termination factor 1. The record is from RefSeq and is a predicted model, not a curated record. NCBI's taxonomy places the organism in Eukaryota, Metazoa, Chordata, Actinopteri, Semionotiformes, Lepisosteidae. Gene Ontology annotation, cellular component: nucleolus. Gene Ontology annotation, molecular function: chromatin binding. Gene Ontology annotation, biological process: termination of RNA polymerase I transcription.
GAAGAAGAAGAAGAAGAAGAAGCGGCACAAGGCUGGCGGGGAGAACCCGGAGCUGGAAUCGGACCCGGGAUUCGGAAGCGUGGAAGACCUGGAGCCCGAGGGGGAGUGGUGGGCGCUAGUGGAGUACCCGGAGACCCCGAAGGGGGGAGAGGCGCACCGGGAGGAGGAGGAGGAGGCCAGGAGCGAGAGUGGCGUGUCAUCACCGCCACCGUCAAGGAAGGCAAAGAAACGUCAGCGGCAAAGAGGAGCUGGUGAUCAGAGGGUCGUCCCCUCGGAAGGCUCCUCGCCGGGCGCACCCCCACGAGUGAAGGCAGAGCAGAAGAGCCUGCGUGGCUCAGAGACUCCUGAUGCCAGAGACAGAGCCGUGGUGCUGUCUCCUUCCGAAAGGCAGGAGUCAGGUCCUGAUGGGCAGGGUAUCGAACCGAUCUGCGAUGAUGAAGUGCAGAGGUACAUUAUACAGCUGAAGGAGUUCAUUCCCAAUGUGGAGAAGAGGUGUCCGCGUGAGAUCAUUAAGAUGGGAGUCUACGACCUGGAGAGAUUUCAGGCGUUUAAAAGGGAAGGUAUCGUACUCCGCCGAGGAAGAUACAGCGCUGAGGAAAACGAUCGCCUACGCAAAAAUGUGGAGAAUUUCCUUCUGCUGACUGGGAUCGACACCGCGACCAAGCUGUUCUUCCCUGCGCGCUAUCCCAAUGAAAAGACUACGAUCACGAAGCUGAAAAACGUACAUAAAUUCCACAAACAGAUCGCUGAUGGGAUUCCCCGGCCUUGGCAUGACAUUUACACAAGAGGAAGGAAAAUGUUCGAUUCCUAUAACUACAAGGGCAGGUUUACAGAAGAUGAUCUGAAGGCGCUACGCAAGUACCACUCUAUGUAUGGCAACAACUGGACGAAGAUCUCGGAGUUGAUGGGCCGCAGUAAUCACUCCCUGGAGAUGCGCUUUUCUCAGAUGGCGCAGAACAAAGGAGUGUGGCGCAAGGAGGAGCUGAGGGCUCUGAUGAGGGCCAUCGGGGCUCACAUGCUGACGCAGCUGGACCCCGAGGAGGCGGCCAGAGGCCAGCAGGCCACCAUCGCGCGCGAGAAGCUCUACAAGGGCAUCCCCUGGGUCGAGGUGGCGCUGAAAGUGCAAACGCGCAGCUGGUGCCAGUGCAGGACCAAGUGGAUGUCAGUUCUAAUGAAGAAGAUGUCAUUGGGGGAGGAUGUCUACAAAGGAUCAAAGUCUUAUAAAGCCAAAAUCAACUUAAUCAAAAAGCUGUACUCCUUGAAUGUUGAAGAUGUAGCGGAUGUAAAUUGGGAUGACCUCACAGACACAAUUGGGGACGUGCCCCCUGCCUAUGUGCAGGCUAAGUUCUACAAGCUGAAGGUCACCUGUGUUCCCCUGUGGCAGAACAAGUCAUUCGGAGAUAUCAUUGACUACCUGUACAUCAACACUCUUCCCAAGCUUGAAGACAAAUUGAUGAAAACCGAGCAGCUGGCAGAGCAAAACAAUUUGAACUGCAGAAAGUCAGAUUAUUAUCUUCUUUCCGAGAUCUUAAACGAUGAUUUUAUUGAAGAGGUGGACAGUGGCGACCAGGAAGUGUGAAGCAAAAGACAUUUUAUGCACAGCGUGAGAUGGAUACCUUCACAACAGAAUCAUCUUCUGUUGUGAUAAAUUCAGCUGUUUUGUUUUUUUUUUAGUAUCAAUGCAUUCUCAAAACUUGUGGUCUGUGUUCAGAGAAGAUUAUUUUGAAGUUAUUAUAAAAUUUCUAUUUUUUGUAAUUUCACAAAAAAAGUAUGUGAAAAGAAUGUCUGUUUUGUAUGGAACAAUGAUUGAAUUAAUCAUGAAUCCUCAUUGGAGAUGUAAAUAACUACACCUCGCCCUAAAAGCACAAAAAUGACCAACUUUUAGCUGUAGAAAAGUGUUCUCUUAUUGGUCUUUAAGGAGUACAGGUGGCUAAUCACCUGGGGUACAGUGCCAUUAAACUGGGAAUGUGAAAGAAGCCAAAUAUUUAUUUUUUCAGGUUGCUUUUGCAAUAUGAAUUUGAAAAGCAACAUUUAUUUUCCUCAUUGCAGUACAGUCUUUUAGCAUACCUUGCUUGAGGAGCCUUGAAUGACAACACCGACGUUACGCUCUCUGAUAUCCAUCGAGUCUGAUGCAGGGCUGGUUUUAAACGCUUGUUAGUCUGUUAACACUGAAUGUUAAUGGCACACUUAAGGUGUCAGAUAAAGUGCAAGGGCUUCCCAGCAGGGACGGCAUAAUUAUCCAUUGAAGCAUGGAUAGGAUUACUGUAAGUGAUCUUCACGUCUCAAGUCCAGGUAUUUGACUUGGAAAAGUAGCUGUGGUAUUUCAGGGACUUCCUUAUCUGUGUAUUUGUUUAGUUCAUUCAUGGCUGUUGACUUCAUCUGCUCUAAAACUUAAUACACCCAUUGAAAAUCCGUUUUUGAAAAUGGAUAUUGCAUUAUAGUGUUUAAGGUGGCUUCUGUCAGGCCUCAGGAUAGAGAUCCAUUUUUCUGAACUUAAAAAUGUCUUGUUCUGUAUUUUCGUGAUCAGCCCGGGAAUUGCAAAUACUUACGGCGACCUCUCCAGGGUGUUUCGUGCACUGCAGCAGCUCCGAAGGCACACCCGUGCCUUCUCGGGGCUGUGCCGGCACUAGGCCAGUUAUCUCUAGGCUUUGGGACUUGUCCUGCCCUCUCAGGGGAGCCAAGAGCAGGCCUACCCAGGAGCUCACAGGAGCAGAUUGUUUUUCAACUGCAAGUUGCCCAUUUCCAGACGUACACCAUCCCCCUCUGGAAUGGCCAUCUCGGAUCGGCCCUUUACUGCCUGGGGAGAAGCAGGAUCUGUAGAUGAGAUCCUCUCGGCGCCCGCCUGCCUGAGCCGCUCCUCCCGGAGGUCCCCCUGUGCGUCGCCAUGAUCACGUUUAACCCACAACGCGGAGCUCUGUGCGCCCACUCCCUACAAGUGGGUUCCUCUGUAUGUAAUGACGGGGGCGCUGGAGUGCUGGUCACCUCUCUCCGCACCGCGGUGUCUGAGCGCUCCUGUAGUUUCGCUCGGCUCAGGACUGGGGGACGGGAGGGACCGUCCUAUGCCGUCAGGUUAAAAGGAUGCAUCUGUUCAGUCUCGGGACAGGGGAAACUCCCAGGUCACUUGUUUGAAUUAUUCAGUAUUCUCGAAGGCAUUGACUGUCUUCAGAAUCGACAGUGAAGCUCGAACCGGAAGAGACACCAGUUAAAACCUUUGACUCGCGGGGCCAAUUCUGUAAUCCAGGUCCGAGGCAAAAAAAGAGCAGGAGAGGGUGCUUUUUCUUCCAAGACUUAAACAUGUCUGCCGUCUUUUGUCGGAGUGGCGGAGCCGCUGCCCGUUUUUAAAGCAGGACUUUUCGCAAAGGAGGAUUUUCAGAGUCAAUGUACUUCUAAUGUUGUGGGGGUCCUUCCCCACUUUUUAAUUUUCUGUGAAUUAAACCGUUUUUGUCUUGUGCA